AGUUAUCUAACCUCAAAUUUGAAAGAGUCGUGCAUCGCAUCGUCAGUUUUAAAAACGUUUUCAAGUUUUUAAAGUGUAAAUUAAUCAAUUUAAUUGAAAAAGUGAUGUGAUAUACUUGGCUAUACUCCCUGUAAAAAAUAUUAUAAAAGUUGAGAAUAUGGAUGACCACAUGGGUUACCACCUUCAUCCGCCGUACGCCAAUGUGGAAAUUGAUGACGAGUCGACUUAUGUGGAGGAUGCGGAUGAGGGUUACGACCCGGAUCAUGCAGCCGACAAGCUUAUAAUUUCAUUGGUGCGGGAGUACCCUCACGUUUAUAAUAAGGAGUUUCCGGGUUUUAAGGAUGCCCGGAAAAAAGAAAAUAGUUGGCGGGAAAUCGCCAGCAUCGCUGGCAUGGACGUGGAAUCGUGCCAAAAGAGAUGGACGCGUUUGCGGGAAAGGUACUCUCGAGAAAAAAAUUGGCGAGAGAAGGACGCCACUGAAAGCGGGGCAUCCCGACGGAAGCCCUUCAUUUUCUAUGAAAGUAUGAAUUUUUUGCAGCAAUUCGUCCUCAGAAGAAGAAGAAUGAGGAUAAUUAAAGGCAAGAGGAAAAAUUUCAAUUCUGCCCUGAGACCUUCCUCGCAGGGUCUUGAAUAUUCGAAGGAUCCCAAGUGGGUCGAAUGGAAUGCUCCGUUGACUCAGCGCCUCCUGCUUCCGCGUACAGAAUCACCAUCUGAUCCCUUGGACAUUUCACGUACAGAGGCAACAAUCGGAACGCGCGAUGCAUCCUUCGGAUCGUGCGAUGUGUCCUUUGGAUCGCGCGAUGAAACGCGUCGAAUGCCUGCACCAGUGCCAGCACGUGCCCUGCAGGAACCUCAACAAAUUCCGAAUGGGAAUACGGACAGUGAGUCCCGCAAUGAGCGACCAUGCUCAUCUGCAUCAUUCACAUCUACGACCACACAGUCAUCAGCUGAUGAACAUAGGUUAAUGGAUCCAUUGAAUGAAUCUAUUAUAAAGCUGACAUCAGUCAUUAAGGAUAGGUUUUCUUCCCAGGCUUGGACGCCAUCUCCUGGGAUGUCGCCAGACAUUGCUUUCUGCCAAUUCGUUUUAUCAACAAUGGGAGACAUGACGGAAGAUAGGAAAAGUAACUUUAAACGAGAUAUUCUUAAACUAAUAAUUCAGUAGGAAAUAUAUAAUCUUAAAAUAUUAUAUUAUAUUGACAUCAUUUUUUUUACAAAUAUUGACAAAAUCCAUUUUAAAUCAGGCAGUUUCUGCACUUGAAGUAGCAGAAUCUCUCGGGGAUGAAAUAUAUGCACUAAUUAUCUAAAAAAGAUAUUAUUCUAGUAUUUAUAAAGUAACAUGGGUCAAUUAAAUUUUAAGGUUGGGUCCUGGUUUGAAAGCCCUUAAAUGAAAAAUUAUAGAUCUUUAAAGAAGUUUUUUUUGUUGAUGAAGCACAACAUUAAAAUUGAUACGUUCCCGUUAUAUGCAAGAACGUUUUCCUUCGUAUAAUUUGUUGGUGGCCCGAAAAAUGGCCGCAGGUUUUCUUGUAGUUCUGAGUGUUUAUAGACUCUUUCCGCCGAUGUGCUUUUGUUCCGAAAGCGGUUCGACGUAUGUGUAACCUUGACUCUCCUUUAGCCAAGCGUCUAGCUCUUACAUCCACAGGGAAACGUUCUGGCGGUUGCAGGUAGAUUCGACGUCCCUUGACUUGCAAGAAUAACUUUCUAAGGUUAUUUUUGUCCAUUAUUCCCGAAACUUUAUCAUGAUCCUUGGCUUUGGAAGAACUUCCUGAGAAUGAAGUUCCUCUCCUUUGGAUCCCUGACGACAGUCCGUGCUGCGAAAUGGCUCGGGUAACAAAAUCGAAUUUUUCUACUGGCCGGUUCGUAGAAAUAGUUGUCUGGGCAACCUCGGUCUGUAUCAAAUUUCUGUGGUUUAUCGGCGAAUCCGACGACCAUACGGCGGAAGUGUUCGGUUCUCUCUCGUUAGGCAGGGAUGAGACAAGAAGUUCAUGUGUUAAUAGUUUCGCUCUGAAAAGAGCAGUGGAUUGUAGAUAUUUGGUAUUCGCAGCUCGGGGUUUAGCCCGCAAAUUUUCUUGCUCUUGUUGGGUGCGCGGUACCUGCAUUUAAUAUUAUUAACUAUCAAUCUUAUCAAGAUUAUUAAUUCUGAUAUUAUUUUUCAAUGUUAUAUUCACGUUGGAAAAUUGAUGUUAACAUCGAUCGCGCGAACCAAUCCGGAAAUUUUUAUGGCUGGAGCCUUUAAUUUCUUUAGUUAUUAUAAUACAGUCAGAACAAUUAUAUUAAGACCAUUUAUUAACAAUGUUUAAAUAAUUGACAUUACUUCAGGAGGGAUUUUUCGAAACUGAACAUAUCCACUUUCAGAAAUUUUUCAGCAGAUCCAAAAAACAUGUACAGCGUGCCAAGUAAACUUUUAAGAUCAAAUCGACCUACCAAUAAAUUCGUUCCCCCUCCUUUAGUUUGGUCCCUUAAUUACGUCGUUACAUCAUUGAACCUAACCUAGUUGCAUGGAUAAGUGUUUGGGCAAUGUUGAAUUUUGAAAAAGGCACAAGGGGAUGUAGAGUUUUGAUAAAAACAAAAAAACUUGGGAGAAUCGUAGAGCAAUAAAAAAAUUGAAAAUAGAAGGAAAUAAAUUUUAUUUUUGAAAAAAAGAAACUGGAAUAAUAUAAUUGAAUUCUUAGUAACACAUUUUGAGAAACGUACGGGUAAUUAGAGAUGGGUAGGGAUUGGGUCUUCAUCCAGGCAUUCACAAUCUUCCUGAUCUUCUGCUGAUGGGAGGUCCUCAUCGGGGGCAUCUUCAGUUCCUUCACACGGGCCUAGGAACCACCUUAAAUCUUGAUUUUCGCGCCAACUAGCGCCAAAAUGUUGCUCAAGAAGUUGCAGAACUUCUCUCUUCUUCUCCCUGGUGAGAGCGUUUCGUUUUGGUAGCUCUACGAGAGGCGGCAAAUCUUCUCCUUACCUUCCUUUUUUGACGGUGCUCCGAAAUUGUUCGGUUGUGGAGUCAAACCUGUAGUUCAAAAGGCCACGAACCUUCGUACACACGGUCCCUGAACGAGAAGUAAACUGCUUGAUCACGAGUCUUGUGCAAUCAUAAAUCUCCGAUGCGUUUGGGUUUCUGCUUCUGACUCGCAGAGGAAAUCUCGUUCUUCAACCUGGUGCAAGUUGCGCUGACGUGCAUUUCAGCAGGAGCGUGGGAGAUGCACAGUCGGUACAGCUUUCUCAUGGUAAAAUCAGCUGGCAAAUAUACACGCUUACUUUUCCCCCGUCAAUAAUGUGAUUCAGUGCACUUGAGACUCCCAAGGAAGUCGCGAACGGAUUGCCGUUUUUCAGCAAAUUUUACGGCCUUCCUGUCUCCUCCCCUCUUUUCCUUGGGAACUGUACCCUCACCAACGAGUUUACCCAAUCGCAUAGCUCGUGCAAUAGAAGUACUUAGAGCGAAGCAGAAAAUUUUUAUUGCAAACGGCGGUAGCAACCUUUCUGGAGAAUCGAAGCAAAAAAUAUUUGAUGGUCACUUGUUUUGGCUUACUUGGCCCUCCUUUCCCUCCUUCACGACCCGUUCUCUUUGGUGGGAAAACAGAAAUAAGACGGGUAAGAACAAGGUCUUGCUUUUCCUUUCCUAUAGCCUGAUAGAAGAACUUACGGUGGUGAGAAAUAUCUUGCAGGCUCCCCUUUUGACACGCCAGGUUCUUCGAGUCAUGCUUACAGGGCCGCGGUUUCUGUUUCAGAAAAUGAAGGUUAGGAUCAGUAUCGGCAUACUUAUCAUCCUUCUCCUUCUGCUUACGCGAUGCUGCUGCAUCUGAUGUCCUCUUCCGUCCACCAGAGUUUAAUUCCCUCACCAAGCCGUCCAUCAUCCCACAAAAAUUCACAAAUUAAUCCACACAACCACCCAAAUCCACUAAAACGCUCGAAAAUCUCGCUCAGAACAAGAAAAGCACGAAAACAAGAUCACAUGGCAACCCCCCAGGUUUCCACUUCGUAGGUUUCACUCGUUCUGUAACGCUGAACCGCUUGGCGCAUAGCAUUGCCGCGCGAUCUAUUGAGUAGAGAAGAAAUGAAUGUACUCGACUGUUUGUAACACGCGGAGCCGAAUUUGGCGCGGAAUUAUCCCGAAUUUAAAAGUUCAAAAAUUUCACGUUGAUUUAUUAAAAUAGAUCCUGUUCGGCUCCGUUGGCUCGUUACCGCAAUUAAGGGUUUAGAAACCCAAACCCUUCGAUGAAACUCUUCUCUUCUUUCUGAAGACGGAUAACUAGGCAACAAAAUGAACCGACAACUAUAGAUUUUGUGAUAUUAGAUUAACCAAAUGAAUUUAUUCAGAAUGCGAAUUGUACAAAUUUGCCAGAGAACCGCACGCGUCCGAGGGCAAGAUUGCUUCUCGUCUCUGACUUCGGCGAUGGGAGUUUCGGUACCGUCGUAGCGGUCCUUAGCUCCCCCCUC
Molecule: messenger RNA, 4422 nt
Organism: Belonocnema kinseyi
Lineage: Eukaryota; Metazoa; Arthropoda; Insecta; Hymenoptera; Cynipidae
Exons: 5
Coding region: 158-1162 (334 amino acids)
Biological process (GO): regulation of transcription by RNA polymerase II
Cellular component (GO): nucleus; transcription regulator complex
Source: RefSeq, a predicted model, not a curated record